CUUAUACGCCCUGAUGAAAAAUCAACCGAGAAAUUCGACCAUGUUGUAAAUGCUAGCUCAUAAAUGGCUAUUUUAUUUUGACCGUGUACAUCUUUUUUCUGGCAACGAAAAAGAACACAGUAUAGAGAGAAAAUUUUCUUGAUUUGGAGUGAGCAGCUUCUGGAAGAAAACGCUGAAACAAAACUAAAGUUAUUGUCAAACAAGUACAAGUUGAAAAUUUAUAUUAAGCCAAAAAAGUGCUCUCGAAUAUAUUUUAGUAUUAUUUAUUUAGUUUUUGGGUAACCAUACAUAAUGGCUAUCCGGUUUUGAUGGGUUUAUGACAGCGUAUUUAAUAAACAACCAGAAAGGUUACUGUUAUUUAAAAUAAGAACAAAAAAGUUUAAAAAAAUUGAAGACUCGAGAAAAUUAGCCCCGUAAAGUAAUCAACAUGUAUCCAACAUCUUACGGAUCUGGCUCAUAUCCCUAUGACUAUGGUCAAUCAACAUCGGAUUCAAACUACGGAUAUGCAAAACCCGAUAGUAGCACGAGCUCUUAUUCAUCCACUCAAGUGAGUUAUGGACCCUCAGGCUACGUUUCGAGUAGUUAUGAACCAGUUUAUAGUACGAAUGCUACCAGUUAUUCAGUAAGUUCGAAAAGUGCUCAAGGAUACUAUACCAGUGACCCAGUUUACAGCUCCUAUAGUAGCUCCUCGUAUACUACAGUAUCAUCCGGAAAUGCUGAAAUGAGAAAAAGUUACAUCAACCAUUGGGUCAAACCUAAUUCUCUUCGGGUAACCGCACCAUAUUCGGGUGAAAAAGGAGUGCAUUUACUGCAAAAAAUGGGCUGGACACCCGGACAGGGCCUUGGUAAGAGGAAGGACGGAUCAUUAGAACCACAUCUUCCAGUUAUAAAGAUGAACAAGCGUGGUUUUGAUGUCUCCAAAGUACGGGGUGUGAAAAAAAUAAGCAUAAAGACCAAAGGCACAAAACUCAGUGUCGUCACCGAGGGUAAACAUCCGAUUUCAAUUUUGUCUGAAUACUGUACCAAGCGUCGAUGGGAAUUACCUAUUUAUCAGGCUAUUAUUGAUGAGGGUCCAAUUCACGCAAAGAACUACUUGUUUAAGGUCAUCGUCAAGGGAGUUGAAUACAAAGGAGAAAGGUCUAGUAACAUUAAGCAAACCGCAAAAAUGGAAGCAGCCAAGAAAUGUCUUCAGAAGUUGGGAAUCUUGAAUGAUUCGUGUAAUUAGGUUCUGG
This is a messenger RNA of Malaya genurostris, 1232 nucleotides long. Its product is annotated as protein Son-like. The transcript has a single exon. Gene Ontology annotation, biological process: regulation of cell cycle; regulation of mRNA splicing, via spliceosome. The coding region runs from base 428 to 1225 and encodes 265 amino acids. NCBI's taxonomy places the organism in Eukaryota, Metazoa, Arthropoda, Insecta, Diptera, Culicidae. Gene Ontology annotation, molecular function: RNA binding. The record is from RefSeq and is a predicted model, not a curated record.